AUGUUCCCUAUACUUCAGAAUGCCUUUCUUUCCGUGACGAAGGGCACCUCUGAGCCGGCCAAGCUCCACGAGAUCCACUACAACGGCGGAUCCAGCGAUACACAACCCAUCCUCCUCGUUGGGAAGGGCGUUACCUUCGAUACGGGUGGAAUUUCGCUCAAGCCUUCAGCAGGGAUGAAGCUAAUGCGUGGCGACAUGGGCGGCGCUGCGGCGGUCUGCUCCGCGGCGCUCGCCGUCGCACAGCUCGGGCUUCCAAUCAACCUCAAGGUGCUGACGCCGCUCUGCGAGAACAUGCCCGGGCCGAGCGCGAACAAGCCGGGAGACAUUGUCUAUGCGAUGAAUGGCAAGUCGGUCGAGAUCGACAACACGGACGCCGAGGGUCGGCUUGUGCUCGCAGAUGCACUGUACUACGGGUCAACGACGUUCAAGCCGCACACGAUUGUGCACGUCGCAUCGCUAACAGGAGGGAUGAGCGUCGCACUAGGCGAAGCCUUCACCGGUGUAUACACAAACUCGGACAGCCUCUGGCAGGAGCUGGACAGCGCCGGAGCACGUGAACACGACCGGUUCUGGCGAAUGCCGCUCGACGACGAGUACGGACCGCAAAUCCACUCGUCGAGCGCUGAUCUAUGCAACAUCGGCGGCAGGGCUGCGAUAAGCUGCACGGAUGCGCUUUUCCUGAAGGCAUUCGUGGACGGUGUCGAGCCUGGUAAGGAUGGCGCGACGGCUGUGGUGCGGUGGGCACAUCUCGAUAUCGCGGGGACAAUGGAGACAACCCGAGGAUAUGCGUACCAAGACAAGGGGCUGACGGGUUGCCCUACGCGUGCUUUGAUCGAGAUUAUGAAGGCGACUGCACCAUAG
Postia placenta MAD-698-R-SB12 is the source of this 861-nucleotide messenger RNA. RefSeq lists its product as hypothetical. Gene Ontology annotation, cellular component: cytoplasm. The record is from RefSeq and is a predicted model, not a curated record. The transcript has 11 exons. The coding region runs from base 1 to 861 and encodes 286 amino acids. Gene Ontology annotation, biological process: proteolysis. Lineage: Eukaryota; Fungi; Basidiomycota; Agaricomycetes; Polyporales; Adustoporiaceae. Gene Ontology annotation, molecular function: metalloaminopeptidase activity; manganese ion binding.